AAUGAAUUAUGUACGUGUAAAAUUUAUAUUUAUAAUACUUUAAAAAAGUAACUUAAAUUUGUUAGAAAAAAUAGAAGAUUAUUAUACUUAUUAAUAAUAUUAAAAAAAAAAAUGUAUUUACUGUGGAACAUUGGUACAUUAUUUAUAAUAUUGAGCCUGUGCUCUGGUAGCCAGACAAAAGGAAUAGUAUCCUUAGAUUCUUAUACUUUUGACAAGAUCUUAUCUAAAUUUAAAGUUUCAAUUGUAAAGUUUGAUGUCGCUUAUCCUUAUGGAGAAAAACAUGAAGAAUUUGUCAAACUUGGGUCUGCUUAUCAGUCAGUAGAUGACUUAUUAAUAGCUGAUGUUCCAGUCAAGGAUUAUGGAGAUAAAGAAAAUGAAGAUUUAGCAUCUAGAUUUGGAUUAUCAAAAGAGGAUUUGCCUUCAGUUAAAUUAUUUAUAUUGGGAUCCUCGGAACCUUUAACAUUUACGGAUCAAGAUUUUAAUUUAGAGAAAUUGCAAAAAUUUAUUGCCAAAUAUAGUAAAUCUGUUGUAUACAUAGGUCUUCCUGGAACAUUAGAAAAAUUUGACCAUUUAGCAACUCAGUUUUCUAAAGAAAAAUUAACAGAGAAACGUAAACAAUUGUUAUUACAAGCAGAACAGCUAUGGGAUAUUACUGAAGGAAAACAAAAUCAAAAGUCAGCUGAAGUUUAUGUAAAAACCAUGAGGAAAGCACUUGAAAAAGGUGACACAUUUUUUGAGAUAGAAACUGUUCGGGUUAAAAAUAUUCUUAAAGGAUCUUUAGCUGAAGAAAAAAAAUUAGAUAUGAGCAUACGUCUUAAUAUCCUAGAGUCUUUCAGCAUUCCACAUGAUGAACUAUAAUAUAUUUUUGCAAAGGUGUUAACAGGGUCGUGUGUUUUAAAAGGCUAUUUCUACUUAUCAUUAAUGAAAAGGAUAAAGUAUUUUUCAUCAAAUUAUUUUUUUUUAUGUGCAAUUUAUUUUUUUCUGAAUUUCCUAUUUACUUAAAAUCUAUCUAAUUUAAUAUUCACAUUCCUUAUUAUUAUAUUAUGAAUAAGUUUUUGAUAAAUUACAUGUAAUUGUUGAAUAAUAAAUGGUUAUUUUUGUUAAAUUAUA
This is a messenger RNA of Daktulosphaira vitifoliae (grape phylloxera), 1110 nucleotides long. RefSeq names its product endoplasmic reticulum resident protein 29 (gene wbl). Lineage: Eukaryota; Metazoa; Arthropoda; Insecta; Hemiptera; Phylloxeridae. The transcript is spliced from 3 exons. Gene Ontology annotation, biological process: protein secretion. The record is from RefSeq and is a predicted model, not a curated record. Gene Ontology annotation, cellular component: endoplasmic reticulum; endoplasmic reticulum lumen. The coding region runs from base 112 to 858 and encodes 248 amino acids.